Messenger RNA from Salvelinus fontinalis (brook trout), 6402 nucleotides. RefSeq names its product E3 ubiquitin-protein ligase RNF5-like. Lineage: Eukaryota; Metazoa; Chordata; Actinopteri; Salmoniformes; Salmonidae. Bases 626 to 1234 code for a protein of 202 amino acids. Gene Ontology annotation, cellular component: endoplasmic reticulum. The transcript is spliced from 6 exons. The record is from RefSeq and is a predicted model, not a curated record. Gene Ontology annotation, molecular function: ubiquitin-like protein conjugating enzyme binding; metal ion binding; ubiquitin protein ligase activity. Gene Ontology annotation, biological process: ubiquitin-dependent protein catabolic process.
GUGAUUGGGAGUCUCAUAUGCGGCACAAUUGGCUCAGCGUCGUCCGGGUUUGGCCUGUGUAGACCGUCAUUGUAAAUAAGAAUUCGUUCUUAACUGACUUGCCUAGUUAAAUAAAUAAAAAUGUGUCUGGGUAGCUUGGUCUUCAAACCAGCAUGGACCAAAAGGAAAGGGGGUCGUUUAAAACUCUGAUGCAGUUGGUAUGUCAACACAUCAGUCAGCACUUCUGUGAAUCGCAUCACAAGAGACAUGCCAAAUGGGAGAUUUGCAAUUUCAAUGUUGUGUGAGUUGCUUUGUGUAUUACUGCAACACUGCUCACUGCAUCCUUCACAUAGGCGUUUCAUAGAGCUGCCAGUCAUCAAUAUAAACUCCCCACCCACUCAGCCUGUUUUUAAAACUUUCUGGUAGUUAGCCACGGGAGAAAAAUCGAGCUUUCUUAUAUUUUUAGCAUAUAUUUCAGUUACAAACGUCUAUUUUACAAUGGGAAUCCGAAUGACUGAUCAGGACCUUUAAACUCCUCCCAGUUGUUUCUUUUUUUUACGGAAACGGGCGGGGUAGUGCACAGGUACGGUGAAAUCUCGAAGCUAGCUCUCGUCUGGCGGACUUAUUACUUUUUCAGUAAACAAUUAUGGCGGCCGCGGAUCCCUGGUCCUCGAGUGACGACGGGCCCGCAAGUAGAGGAGGGUUCCCGGAUGGUGAGAACAGCAACGAGCGCGAUGGCCCCGGAGGAAGCGGCGGAGAGGCAGAACGCAAGUCAGAUCGGGCCACAUUCGAAUGCAACAUUUGUUUGGACACAGCAAGGGACGCUGUCAUCAGUUCGUGCGGGCACUUGUUCUGCUGGCCCUGCCUUCAUCAAUGGUUGGAGACACGGCCCAGCCAACAGCAGUGUCCUGUGUGUAAAGCAGGCAUCAGCAGAGAGAAAGUCAUCCCCCUCUACGGCAGAGGAAGCUCCAGCCAAGAGGACCCCAGGUUGAAAACCCCACCUCGUCCUCCGGGACAGAGAACAGAGCCAGAGAGCAGAGGGCCCUUCCAGGGGUUCGGGGACAAUGGCUUCCACAUGUCCUUUGGGAUCGGUGCUUUCCCUUUCGGCUUCUUCACCACAGUCUUCAACACCAACGACCCCUACCACAGAGCAGACGCAUAUGCAGCCGAUCACCAAGGCAACGGCAACAACUGGCAGGACUCUCUCUUCCUGUUCGUGGCCAUCUUCUUCUUCUUCUGGCUGCUGAGCGUGUAAGGGAGAGGGAGGGAAAGGAAAGGUGCCCACACUCAUACACACGUCAAAACACCAGGAACGACCGACUUACUCAAUAUUGGCUGAGUCUCUGUGGGUUUUUGCUCUUUCUUUCUACUUGAUUGAUGGAUUAAGGUCACUAAUUAGGAAAUAACUCCCCUCACCUGCUGUCUAGGUUUUUAUUUAAAGGAAAAAACAAAAACCCGAAGACACCAGGCCCUCCAUGGAAUAUUUGACACCUCUGCUUUAGACUAUAGAUGGGUGGUGGUGGGAUGACUGGCGGUUCACUCUUAGCAAGAGCUAUCUAGUUCAGGAAACACAAACCAGUCAAAGAUUUGUGUAUCCCCCAAAUGAUUUACGAGACUCACUUGGAUAGGGAGAGUACACUGAGACACCACUCUGGUGGUGGAUGAUACCCAAGCGCGAGGGUGAGUAAAGCGAAGACACUAUCGCCCUCUUUCUGUGGAAUUUGUACAUAAAUGCGCACACACACAGGGUUGGGGCGGCUGGCUGACUUUUAGGGAUGGGACUGGUGGAUAGUCAAUAUUAAAUGAUUGGAAUGAUUUAAUAGUAAGUUAGGGGAUGAUAAGUAAUUUUACUGCACCACAAAAGCUAUGUAAUAUGUGGUUAACGUAGAACUAUUUAGACAAAAUGGAAUUACUUGUUUUUGCCCCUUGAAGGAAUUUCAGGUUUAAUUCCCCAAAUAUUAGAGCUUGUUUGAGUUUUAAGGGAGGGUGAGAAUGGGAUUUACCUGAUAACAUAAAUGUUUUUCUUUAAUCGCUAUAGCCACUUUUUUCCAGGCCAAAGAGUAACGUAUCACCGUCAAGUACAAUUUGGGGAAAAUGUAUUUGGAUAUUCCUGUUUACAAUUUAACUGAUUAAAUAAUUUGUCCGUAGAUUUACGAACCCAAUUUAUGAAUAUUCUUUAGACUAGUGUACAGAUGGGUACACUAAUAACUUUAUAUAUAAUCUUAACAAACUGCCAUUGCACUGUGAAGUCAUAUAGAGAAGACAGACCUAAUAAUGUGGAUUAGAGCUACAGUGUAUUCGGAAAGUAUUCAGACCCCUUCACUUUUUCCACAAUUUGUUACAGCCUUAUUCUAAAAUGGAUUCAAUAAUUUUUCUCAAUCUACAGUCGUGGCCAAAAGUUUUGAGAAUGACACAAUUAUUAAUUUCCACAAAGUUUGCUGCUUCAGUGUCUUUAGAUAUUUUUGUCAGAUGUUACUAUGGAAUACUGAAGUAUAAUUACAAGCAUUUCAUAAGUGUCAAAGGCUUUUAUUGACAAUUACAUGAAGUUGAUGCAAAGAGUCAAUAUUUGCAGUGUUGACCCUUUUCCAAACCUCUGAGAUCCGCCCUGGCAUGCUGUCAAUUAACUUCUGGGCCACAUCCUGACUGAUGGCAGCCCAUUCUUGCAUAAUCAAUGCUUGGAAUUUGUCAGAAUUUGUGGGUUUUUGUUUGUCCACCCGCCUCUUGAUGAUUGACCACAAGUUCUCAAUGGGAUUAAGGUCUGGGGAGUUUCCUGGCCAUGGACCCAAAAUAUCGAUGUUUUGUUCCCCGAGCCACUUAGUUAUCACUUUUGCCUUAUGGAAAGGUGCUCCAUCAUGCUGGAAAAUGCAUUGUUCGUUACCAAACUGUUCCUGGAUGGUUGGGAGAAGUUGCUCUCGGAGGAUGUGUUGGUACCAUUCUUUAUUCAUGGCUGUGUUCUUAGGCAAAAUUGUGAGUGAGCCCACUCCCUUGGCUGAGAAGCAGCCCCACACAUGAAUGGUCUCAGGAUGGUUUACUGUUGGCAUGACACAGGACUGAUGGUAGCGCUCACCUUGUCUUCUCCGGACAAGCUUUUUUCAGGAUGCCCCAGACAAUCGGAAAGGGUAUUCAUCAGAGAAAGUGACUUUACCCCAGUCCUCAGCAGUCCAAUCCCUGUACCUCUUGCAGAAUAUCAGUCUGUCCCUGAUGUUUUUCCUGGAGAGAAUUGGCUUCUUUACUGCCCUUGACACCAGGCCAUCCUCCAAAAGUCUUCGCCUCACUGUGCGUGCAGAUGCACUCACACCUGCCUGCUGCCAUUCCUGAGCAAGCUCUGUACUGGUGGUGCCCCGAUCCCGCAGCUGAAUCAACUUUAGGAGACGGUCCUGGCGUUUGCUGGACUUUCUUGGGCGCCCUGAAGCCUUCUUCACAACAAUUGAACCGCUCUCCUUGAAGUUCUUCAUGAUCCGAUAAAUAAUUGAUUUAGGUGCAAUCUUACUGACAGCAAUAUCCUUGCCUGUGAAGCCCUUUUUGUGCAAAGCAAUGAUGACGGCACGUGUUUCCUUGCAGGUAACCAAGAUUGACAGAGGAAGAACAAUGAUUCCAAGCACCACCCUCCUUUUGAAGCUUCCAGUCUGUUAUUCGAACUCAAUCAGCAUGACAGAGUGAUCUCCAGCCUUGUCCUCGUCAACACUCAUACCUGUGUUAAUGAGAGAAUCACUGACCUGUCAGCUGGUCCUUUUGUGGCAGGGCUGAAAUGCAGUGGAAAUGUUUUUUGGGGAUUCAGUUCAGAGGGACUUUUCAAUUCAUCUGAUCACUCUUCAUAACAUGCUAAUUGCCAUCAUACAGACUUUGUGGAAAAGUAAUAUUUGUCAUUCUCAAAAGUUGUGGCCACGACUGUACACACAAUACCCCAUAAUGACAAAGCAAAACCAUUUUAGAAAUAUUUGCAAAUUUGUUAAAGAAAAAAAAAAAGUAUCACAUUUACUUAAGUAUUCAAACCCUUUACUCAGUACUUUGUUGAAGCACCAUGGAAUAUUUGACACCUCUGGUGUUUUGUCCAUCAUAUUAAAGGGAUACUUUGAGUGUUCUUGAGUAUGACGCUACAAGCUUGGCACACUUGUAUUUGGGGAGUUUCUCCCAUUCUUCUCUGCAGAUCCUCUCAAGAUCCAGGUUGGAUGGGGAGCAUCACUGCACAGCUAUUUUCUGGUCUCCAGAAUUGCUCGAUCAGGCUCAAGUCAAGGCUCUGGCUGGGCCACUCAAGGACAUUCAGAGACUUGUCCCGAAGCCAGUCCUGCAAUGUCUUGGCUUUGUGCUUAGGGUUGUUGUCCUGUUGUAAGGUGAACCUUCGCCCCAGUCCGAGGUCCUGAGCGCUCUGGAGCAGGUUUUCAUCAAGGAUCUCUGUACUUUGCUCUGUAAAUCUUUCCCUCGAUCCUGACUAGUAUCCCAAUCCCUGAUGCUGAAAAAUAUUGCCACAGCAUGAUGCUGCCACCACCAUGCUUCACCGUAGGGAUGGUGCCAGGUUUCCUCCAGACGGGACGCUUGGCAUUCAGGCCAGAGAGUUCAAUCUUGGUUUCAUCAGACCAGAGAAUCUUGUUUCUCAUGGUCUGAGAGUCCUUUAGGUGCCUUUUGGCAAACUCCAAGCGGGCUGUCCUGUGCCUUUUCCUGAGGAGUGGCUUCCGUCUGGCCACUCUACCAUAAAGGCCUGAUUGGUUGAGUGUUGCAGAGAUGGGAGAACCUUCCAGAAGGACAACCAUCUCCACAGAGGAACUCGGGAGCUCUGUCGGUGACCAUCGGGUUCUUGGUAUCCUCCCUGACCAAGGCCCUUCUCCCCCGAUUGCUUAGUUUGGCUGGCCGACAAGCUCUAGGAAGAGUCUUGGUGGUUCCAAACUUCUUCCAUUUAAGAAAAUAAAGGCCACUGUGUUCUUGAGGACCUUCAAUGGUGCAGACAUGUUUUGGUAUCCUUCACCAGAUCUGUGCCUCGACACAAUCCUGUUUCGGCGCUCUAUGGACAAUUCCUUCGAUCUCCUGAGUUUGUUUUUGCUCUGACAUGCACUGUCAACUGUGGGACAUUUUUAUAGACAGAUGUGUGCCUUUCCAAAUCAUGUCCAAUCAAUUGAAUUUACCACAGGUGGACUCCAAUCAAGUUGCAGAAACAUCAAGGAUGAUCAAUGGAAAUGGGAAGCACCUGAGCUCAAGAUCGAGUUUCAUAACAAAGGGUUUGAAUACUUAUGCAAAUAAGUUUUUUUGUUUUAUUGAAUACAGUUGCUAAAAUUUCAAAACCUGUUUUUGCUUUGUCAUGGGUUAUUGUGUGUAGAGGGAAAAAAAAUAUUUGAUCAAUUUUAGAAUAAGGCUGUAACAGAAUGUGGAAGAAGAGGUCUGAAUAUUUUCCAAAUGCACUGUAUAGUGGAUAUAAUCACACGAUUUAAGAGUUCUUUACAAUAGUGUUAGUCUGAGUCAUGAGGAUAGUGUAUGGGAAGACUGGAGUGGGCAGUAUUGUAUUGUGUACAGUUGUGCUUUGUGGAGAAUUGGCCACAUAUGAGCAAAUAGUCUGGGGACAGUUUUUGUAACAUUUAAAUCUACAAAGCAAAAUGAUCUGGAAUUGAAUUGAACACAACACAGGAUCAUUCGAUCUGGAUUAAAUGUUCUGAAACUGGCCCUGGGGGUUUUGUUGCUGGGCAGUGCUGCACAGGAAAAGAUGACAGCAGCGUCACAUUCAUUAAAACACAUUUUGCAACAUGUGUUUAUUGGACAAAUUCAGGACUGUUUCAGUUCACUGUUUUAUUCCGCUUUGUGCCUACUGAACACGGCCCAGGUGCAGAAGUCAAUACAGUGUUUGCCAGAGCCUUUUUGACCCAAGUCAGAAUGAGUAUUUGUCAUUAUCAUCUGCAGCCAAGAAAACAACAUGCAGUGAGAAACAUGAACUGUUCCCAAUGUGACAUGGACUAUUAUCUUAUUUCUAUUGCAAUGAGUGUUUCUCCUGAUUGUGUUUGUGUGUAUCGGUCUGUGGUUGGGUGUGUGUAUAUAUUUGUAUAUAUGAAUAUUGUAAAUGCUGUUUUUACCUUUUUCUGAACGACCAGCCAUGGGAUUGAGACAAGAUGUGAGAGACCUCGGGUUUAACCAGGCAACCUGACAUGUGGCCGAGUCCCCCUCUUCCACUAGUGAAAGACAAGUUACUCAUUUGUACUCGUACAACGCUCAUUGAAUGGUACAAUCUAUUACAUAUGAUGCACAUAUGAGCCAACCAGAGGCGAGUGAGCAGUGUAUGAAAAGGAAACUAACUCCUAUUUCACCCUACCCAUUUAAUUAUGAUACAACUCCUGUGAAGUAUAUGAAAUGGGCUCAAGAUCAAGUGUCCAAGAACUCUGUAGCACCUUAAACACCAGCCAUGCAAGGGGUUGAGGAAAGGAAGGGCAUAAAGUGGUAGCUGUG